Ochotona curzoniae (black-lipped pika) is the source of this 2136-nucleotide messenger RNA. It is a transcript of the gene CUNH16orf46, whose product is annotated as chromosome unknown C16orf46 homolog. Lineage: Eukaryota; Metazoa; Chordata; Mammalia; Lagomorpha; Ochotonidae. The record is from RefSeq and is a predicted model, not a curated record.
UCUAUUGCAGCGUUUCUUCUUAGUUUAUUUCUGAAUGUGUCUUACAGAUAUUUCACUGGACUUACUGAAUUUCCUUUUGACAGUAAUCAAUAUAUAAAGCUAUGUUCAAUCUGCAUUUUUUUUUAAACCUCAGAAAGAAGAUGUUAACAACUACAAGCGACCUUCCUGGUAAUGGAUCUCUGUCGGAAGAAUGAGGCGACAGGCAGCAACGGACCCCACGGCGCCGAAGACGCGGAACUGACCUGCUGUCCGGGCGAGAGGGAUGAGAGGACCCACGUGUGCUGUCUUCUCAAUAUCAGCGACCUGACGCUGGAACAAGACGGAGAGCCCAACGAGUUUGUCAUUGGAACUGGCUGGGAAGAAGCCGUCCAAGGCUGGGGAAAGAUUUCUCCAACUGCUUGCAUCUGGCCCCGGAAGAAACUAAAAAAGGCCAGGGUAGGAGAAAGUGCCCACAGCAGCUGUCUGCUCUGUCUGCACCUCCCUCAAGGAAGCCCUGAGGCCAGGCCUCCUGCGGGACCCAGGAAAUUGGAGGCUGGGGCUGCAGCUGAGGUAGGCUCGGAGAAGGAUCAGAGCAGCCCCUCCCAGAGUCAGGGCCCCCCCCAGGGCCCCAACACCGCUUCCAGGGAGAUUAGCAAAAUCUACUUUCCCACCUACAUACAUGGAGGAAAAAAAAGCCUGCAAAUCAAGGAGUUUAUUUGGUGCAUGGAAGACUGGGCCAUCCCCAAGACUGGUAGGGGCAAGGCACUCAGGAGUCCCGGCGAAGGUGCCAACCGAGGGCUCUCCAUCUCAGACUCCCUCACUUCCAAGGCUCUCUUGGUCCUGCCUCCCCUGAAAACUUCACCCCCAAACGGCCUGGAUAAGAGUAAGAACUUUUUGUUGCAGUUGGGAAAGAAGGUGCCGAAUGUGGAAAAGGAUGAGUGUGUGGUCCGUGCAUAUGGAUUCAAAACAGAGUUGGCGGGUGAGUGCAAGAGUCCCGGUAAGCUGGCCAAACACCUGAAAGUCAGUGACACGCUGCCUUUUCUGUCCCCAGGGGCCCCGACGUCCCUGCUGUCCGAUCCCGAGCCGUGUUCCCUGCCUGAAAACAAGCAGAUGUGCCUGCCCAACCCCAGCAGCGUUCACUACCUCACCACCCUGAAGCUUUUGCAGAAACAGGGAGUGCCAAACUACAAGGCCAGAUUCCGAGCCAGGAUCCCAAAACCACCUGUGAGCACUCAGAGGCACAUGGGCAUAGGGUCCGGGGAGGAAGACAGGCCCCAAAGGCUGGACACCCAAGUCUUCCCCAGGGCUCUCCUGCCGUCCCUCACAGUGAGCAGACUGGUCAUCCCCAUCUCGACUCAUAGGUUCCUCUGAGCUGUCUCAAUAGAAUGUUCCGGGAAUGAGCAUGGCUGGCAUUCAUUCUCCUUUUCCUCUCCCCUUUUACCCCUAGAUUCUCUCUUGCCCAGUCUGCACCCCAUCCUCUCCUCUCUUCUCCCUCCUGCUCCCCUCUUCCUGUUUUCAUAGUAGAAAUUGAACCUCUGUGGAUUACUUUGGAUUUUUCCUCUAAAACACCUUAUUUAUGUGAUGCCAACUUUUGCCAUGUACAACAUGCACACCAGUCACCCAAAUCUGUCUUCUGCAACUUGAGCCCAGUCUGCCUAGGUGGAGGAAGGGGAGUUGCAGGGCCUGCCUCCGCACUGCCUGCCUUCCUCCAGCGCAGGGCUGACAGAGGCUCACUCCUCCACCCCUAGUGCCUUAGCUAAGUAAGUACCUUGUUUGCUCAUUCUUGUAUCAGGCAGGUAACUCAUUUUCUCUUGCAAUGAAGGUAUGAAACAUCACUUAUAAAAUUUUCAAUUUUUAUUGGAGAGAGAGGGAAAGCUGGAGGUAUGGAUAUGUAGAGACUGUUGUAGCCACUAAUUUAUUCCUUAGAUGCAGCAGCUACCUCACCACCCUGAGGGGGUGAGGGCUGAAGCCAGGAGCCAGGAACUCAGUCUGGGGCUCCCAAGGUGUGUGGGUUCCAGGAACCCAACUCUCAGAUUCACUGCUUUGUUGGGGCUCAAAUCCCACUCCAGUAUGAAAUGUGGGGGUCCAAAGUCACUAACUGUCCAGUCCCUGAUAUGCCACUUUAAUGGAAAACUCAAGUCAGGGUCCAGUUCAAUG